Mytilus trossulus (common blue mussel) is the source of this 2671-nucleotide messenger RNA. Its product is annotated as ammonium transporter Rh type A-like. Gene Ontology annotation, cellular component: plasma membrane. The record is from RefSeq and is a predicted model, not a curated record. Lineage: Eukaryota; Metazoa; Mollusca; Bivalvia; Mytilida; Mytilidae. The transcript is spliced from 10 exons. The coding region runs from base 178 to 1596 and encodes 472 amino acids. Gene Ontology annotation, molecular function: ammonium channel activity. Gene Ontology annotation, biological process: ammonium transmembrane transport; ammonium homeostasis.
CACAUAAGAUUGAACGGUUGAUCGUAUUAGUUUCCAUAUAGUAUAUAUAGUGUAACAGCUGAUAGUUAUAGGUGUUGUCUUUUAAAACGAUUUCUAUUGGCUGCUGGUAGCCACACACCACUUUUAAACGGUCAAGAUUUUGGUAAUUGUACAAUACUGAUAAGGAAAAGAGGAAUAAUGGUGAACGUACGGAGAAUAAAAUUUCCUAUUUUUGUGAUUAUUUGUCAGGUUGUUUUCUUGGUGCUUUUUGGAGCAUUGGUGGAAUAUGACGACUCUGCAAAACCCGAUAACCAGGAUAAAACAGUCGAUCGUGCCGAGGGAGGCAUGGUUCCUAGAAUGUACCCCAUGUUUCAAGAUGUUCAUGUGAUGAUUUUUGUUGGUUUUGGAUUUCUGAUGACCUUCCUCAAACGAUAUGGUUACUCGGCUGUCGGUAUUAACCUCUUGAUAGGAGCUUUUGUAAUCCAGUGGGCCAUUAUCAUCAGAGGACUGCUGUCAGAUCAUGGUGGUAAAUUUACCAUUAGUGUUACAGAUAUGCUGACCGCAGAUUUUGCUGCUGCUACAGUCCUAAUAUCCUUUGGAGCAGUGCUAGGAAAAGUUGGUCCAAUACAGCUACUGGUUAUGGCAAUUAUUGAGGUUGUCUUGUCACAAGUUAAUGAACAUAUAGGACUUGAAAUGUUACAUGUUGCAGAUGUUGGAGAGUCUAUGUUCAUUCACGCUUUUGGUGCUUAUUUUGGGCUAGCCGUAGCGAGAGUUCUUUACAAUGAUAAAAGUGAGGAUAAUCCAGCAGAGGGCGCAGUAUAUCAUUCGGAUUUAUUGUCAAUGAUUGGUACCGUAUUUCUUUGGUUAUAUUGGCCUAGCUUUAACGGCGGUGGUGUUACAGGCGAUGAGCAACACAGAGCUGUCAUAAAUACAUAUCUCUCAUUAACUGUCUGUACGCUCGUUACAUUUGUUAUAUCUGCCUUGGUGGACGGAAAAGGAAAGUUUGAUAUGGUACAUAUACAGAAUGCCACAUUAGCAGGUGGAGUGGCAGUCGGAACAGCAGCUCAUAUGCCGCUUCAUCCAUGGGGAGCUAUGCUUCUUGGUGCAGUUGCCGCAGUUAUUUCUACUGUCGGUUAUAAGUAUAUUACUCCAUGUCUCAGUAGUAAAAUUAAGCUUCACGACACCUGUGGUGUUCAUAACCUCCAUGGUUUGCCUGGAAUUCUGGCUGCAGUCGCUGGUGCUGUUAUGGCAGCUCUCUCGUCUAAAGAAAAGUGGGGAACCAGCCUUUUUGAGAUUUUCCCUGAGAUGGCUGCAUCAAACGCUACAGGAAGUGUGAUGCCGGGUUCAGACCGAUCAGCUACAGUUCAAGGUGGAUACCAGAUGCUUGCCUUAGUUAUCACCCUAGCUAUUGCCAUUGUUGGCGGGAUUAUUACUGGGUUUAUACUGAAGUUACCAAUUUGGGACAGUCCGGAAGGUGAAAAAUUCUUUGACGAUAAUCACAACUGGAACGUAGCAGAAGAAGGCUUCCCUGGAUUUCCAAAAUCAAAGUAUGAGAAUGGGAAAAGUAAUGAUGAUACUGAAAUCAAUCUUAUGUCAGAUGAAACGAAACUCAGCUGAGAGCAUCAAAGACAAUGGUCAUAUAAUAAGUACAUCUAUUUUAUCUUUAAUAUGCUAGGUCCUUGAUGCUUGGAAUCGGGCAUGUGUUUUGUUUUUGCUUUAUUAAAUUGAUAUUGCAUGAAUUUUGUUUCUUCUAUUUGUACUGUUUUAUGUUUUAACUAUGAAAAUGUUAUUUUAAAUCUUUCUUUUGGUCAUGUAAACAAUAUUUUUCAAAAGGAAUCCCAUCUCCAACUAUUCUGCAUUUUUUUACUUUAAAUUUACACAAAUGAAGAAGGCGUGUUUCCCGCUGUCAACAUACGGGUAACACCCUUGCUGUCAAGUAUCAUUCGGCAAUUCUCGGUAGAAUCCGCUUCUCUUCUUCUAUCAACGUUAGAUGAGGGUACGGAAUCGACCGAGUUGAGACGAAUGGUCAAGAAUAACAGAUAAUAAAGGGAAUCAGUCUAUAAGGUUGAACCAAAAGUAACUGCAACAAAAUAUUAACUAUGACAGAAAUGCUAUUUUAAGUUUUUGCUGUUACACCUAGAAUCGAAAAGCUUGAUAUAUAACUCUUAAUUUCAUGGUUUUGGCAUCAAAAUGUAAUAAUGUGUUCAAGCGUUGACCGUGCGCACACUUUAUGAAUGAAUAUUAGCUCUCAGUCUGCAUGCAAAAUGCGCUACGUUCAACUCCUUUCACACCUUAUAAUUAUGAAAUAUUUAUUUAGACUUUGAUAGUGCAAUACACAUGCACAAGAACAAUUAUUAUUGUAAAAAAUAAUUUUCAAUGAUUUUUUUUACCAGCUUUAAAAAAAACAAAUAAAACAUGGUCAUUUUGUACCUGCGAUUGUCCCCUUUUUUUUUAACAAAUUCCCUAAAACAAAGUUUAUAUUUAAAAAUGAGCUAUUGCUGAAAAUGUGUAUGACAUAUAAGCAAACUGUAUAUGUGUGUGUGAGAAUAAAAAGAAAACUUAUAUUUUACAAAUAAUUUAAUAUACCCUUUUACACAAAUAUUUGUAUUUUUUGCUUUAUUACAUAUAAUGUAUUGUACGUGUAAUAUAUGUAUUUUUGUUACAUACAUAUAGGUAUAUUAUGUUUUUAUAU